Messenger RNA from Eufriesea mexicana, 3048 nucleotides. RefSeq names its product A-kinase anchor protein 17A. The transcript is spliced from 7 exons. The record is from RefSeq and is a predicted model, not a curated record. Bases 145 to 2619 code for a protein of 824 amino acids. NCBI's taxonomy places the organism in Eukaryota, Metazoa, Arthropoda, Insecta, Hymenoptera, Apidae.
AAUGGAUAUACAACCUCUCUACUGAAUGAUUUUCAUCUCACUGGGUUUAUUUUAUCGUAAGAUAGAUAUAUAACAAUAAUCGUAGCUUUCCCUUGUCACAAUUUUAUAUCGCUUUCUGUACGGUAUAAAAAGUACAUUAGAUUAAUGAUGAGCGAUAGUAAGAAGGUAGGUGAAAAUACCAGUAGUGAGGUUGUUAACCAAUUUCGAAGCUGUAGGGAUCUGAGCGACAUUGUGCCUCUAUAUACACCACGCGCGCUGUACUUAAAACCAGUUGCAAAGAUAAAUGUUUCUGUUAACCUUCCUCAACUGAAAGUUCCAGGAAAAACAAUAUCAACAUGGGAAGUAAUGGAGAAGAUACGUGCCCUUAUAUUACCGGACGAGUUUGCAUCUCUGAAGGUAGCCAAGAGUACAUUGGAAUUUAUCAGAUUGGAAGGAGACUUGCAAGACAGAUGCAGAUUGCAGCGUGUACUUGCAAGACUGGACUCCCAGCGUUUGAACUUGUCUGGAUUUCCCAAUGUAUUAAAAGUCCGUGCAGCAGAAGCAAAGGAUGAUUUUCCUACAAGGCAUAGUUGGGACUCUUACUUCAGAGAUGCCAAACAUAUGAACGAAUUAAAGCCUGGAGAAAGGCCUGACACUAUACACAUAACAGGGUUUCCUGUUAAAUGGUUUACCGAAGAUGGUGCAAUUAUGCCUAGUGAAUCCUUGAUGAAUAAAAUUUUUAAGAAAUGGGGCAUACUUAGAAGAAUCGAUGUACCUGCUGCCGAUCCUUAUAGAUCUAGAAUGCGUCUUGGCACAAACAUAAAUAAAUUUAGUUACGAAGAUGGCAUAUUUUUUGAUGCAUAUAUUCAGUAUGUUGAAUAUAUGGAUUUUGUUAGAGCCAUGGAUGCAUUGCGUGGUAUGAAGCUUCUUAAAAAAGAAGGAGAAAAAGCAUUCACAGCUGCUAUUAAGAUCACAUUUGAUAAAACGAAACACAUGAGUGAUAGUUCUGUUGCACAUAGAGAGUUUGAAAGAAAACGCCUUAUAGCACAGGAUACAUUAGCAGCCGAACGACUUCGUAGGAAAGAAGAAGCUGAAGAGAAACGUCGCGAAGAAUUAAAGAAGAAAGAAGAAGCUGAUACAAUAGCUAAAGAAAACAGACGGAAAAAACGAGAAGAAAAACGCAAGCGUAAAGCUAUAACUAUAUUUCGGAAGAAGGAAGAAGAUAAAGUGUCUAUGAAAAUUGCGAGAGAAGGACAAAAAUUAAUAAAAGCACAAAGGCAGCUCGAAAGUAUUCGUUUAUUAGAUGAAUUAUUCGACAGGAUAAAGAUAAAAGUGGAAAACAAUGAAAUUAAAUUAGACGAAGUAACAAACGCGGAUACGAAAAGAGAAGAGAAAAAGAGUAAUAAAGCAGAUGGUGCUAUCGAGAUAUUGAGUUCAGGAGAAGAUUUGAAGGAUGGAAAAAAGGACAAGAAAAUAAAAAAGUCGAAGAAGAAGAAAGCUAGGAAAGAAAAAAAGAAAAAGAAGAAACGUAAAAAAGGUAAGGACUCUGAAAAUUCAGCUACAGUGAGCGAAGAAUCAAGUGCAGAAGAUCAAACGAAAAAAUUGAAAAGUGUUUUAAAACAAAAUGUUACGUAUCCAUCAUCGUCAACAGCACCUCCACCAUUGGAAUCUCUUUCUUAUCCGACUCUUUAUCCACGUUUUCCGCAACCAUGGUAUUACGAUGCAGCUCUGCCCAUGAUUUACCCCAGUUUACCAAGAGGUAUGCCUAGGGGUAGUCGUUUUCUACGAGGAAGGGCUAGAGGAUUUUCGUGGCGCAAUGCUGGAAAUCCUCGCGCAUUGCACACAUUCAACCCUCAUUUGUAUAACGAGCAGUACUACAAGUACUUUGCUCAUUUAGUAGGUCAGGAUUAUCAUUCUUUCGACUACAGAAGCUCACGGUCACGUAGUCGCAAGGGGUCGUUCAGCAGCUCUAGAUCAAGAUCGAGAUCAAGAUCAAGGUCAAGGUCGAGAUCGAGAUCGAGGUCAAGAUCUAGGUCGAGGACGAGAUCGAGAUCGAGAUCGAGGUCCAGAUCCCGUUCAAAAUCGAAAUCUAAAUCGCGAGGUAAGUCGAGAUCGAACUCGCGAUCCAGAUCAAAAUUAAGAACCGGAUCGAGAUCCCGAAGUAGGAGACGAAGCAAGAGUAGAUCUCGUUCGAGGAAACGACGAGCAAGAUCAAAAUCGAGAUCAAAAUCGAGAUCAAAAUCGAGAUCAAAAUCGAGAUCAAAAUCGAGAUCGAAAUCUGCGACAAGGGGAAGGUCUCGAUCUCGACGAUCGAGGUCGAAGAAGAAAUCUCGUUCAAAGAGUCGUUCCAACUCGUGGAACAAUAGCAAACAGCGCUACAGACGCAGGAGAGAAAGAUCAAUAUCAAAGGUAAAAAUCACGAGGGCUAAAUCUCGCAGCAUGUCGCCUAAGAGGAGAUCCCGUAGCAGUACCUGGUCGAUGCCUAAGUCUCCUGGCAGAAGAAGCUGCUCUUGGUCGAAAGGUGCAGACGUUUUAAACAAUAAAACGGAUACCGCCAAGUUGGCACACGUACCAGAACAAAGGACUGUAAACAAAGAAGCGCCACAAACUUCUCAUUUGGAGAAUAUAACUUCCGACUGACAAGAACCGAAGACCCAUCUACCACUUUGUGUCUUCGAUACCGUUGUAUAAAAGAAGCGUACUGUUAACGCCCUGUACAAAAUCUGUAUGAAAUCCGUAAUCGUGUAACCGUAAUUGUGUAUAUUCGCGUUUGUAGUAUUUCUUUGAUAAAAGAAGAUAUAUAUUUUUAUUUACAUACUAACUCUUCCUAAUCUUACAUAAUUCCAUAUAGUAAUCUAUAGGAACGAAGAUAUGUAAGUGUAUCACUUGUACGCGCAAAAUAUCACCAAUGUUCGAAUCCUAUGGAUGUUUGAACUCUGAUCGUGUAUCGUACAUAUGUUGUGAAUGAUACAGUUGAAAAAUGGUAGAGUAUUGCAUUUCUAUCUCGAGAUGAAAAAUAAACAUGUGACAUCGACGCAUUGAACAUUUGUUAAAUCAUCCCAAGUGCUG